AUGGCACUAAAUCUAUUUGAUCAAUUUAUAAGCCCCACACAUCUGGGUGUUCCCCUAAUUGCUAUUGCCCUUACCCUGCCUUGAAUCCUUGUGCCUUCUCCAACCAACCGCUACCAAAAUAACCGACUAAUCUCUCUCCAAAAUUGAUUCAUCAAAACUUUCACCCACCAGUUAUUAAUACCAUUAAAUCAAGGAGGACAUAAAUGAGCAAUAAUUUUAGCCUCCCUAAUAAUUUUUAUUCUUACUCUAAACAUACUAGGGCUUCUCCCCUACACCUUUACCCCUACAACACAACUAUCCCUAAAUAUAGGCUUGGCCGUUCCACUAUGACUAGCCACAGUUAUCAUUGGCCUGCGAAAUCAGCCAACAGUGGCCCUAGGCCAUCUCCUGCCAGAAGGCACCCCAAUCCUACUAAUCCCCGUACUAAUUAUUAUUGAAACCAUUAGCCUAUUUAUUCGCCCGCUCGCCUUAGGGGUCCGACUUACCGCCAACCUAACAGCCGGACACUUACUCAUCCAACUAAUCUCAACCGCAACCAUCACUCUAAUGCCUAUAAUAACGACCGUGGCAGCACUUACCGCUGUACUUCUAGUGCUCCUAACUCUCCUAGAAGUUGCAGUAGCUAUCAUCCAAGCCUAUGUUUUCGUACUUCUACUAAGCCUCUACCUACAAGAAAACGUCUAA
Molecule: messenger RNA, 684 nt
Organism: Silurus meridionalis
Lineage: Eukaryota; Metazoa; Chordata; Actinopteri; Siluriformes; Siluridae
Source: the annotation of a RefSeq genome assembly